Strongyloides ratti is the source of this 864-nucleotide messenger RNA. RefSeq lists its product as hypothetical. The record is from RefSeq and is a predicted model, not a curated record. Lineage: Eukaryota; Metazoa; Nematoda; Chromadorea; Rhabditida; Strongyloididae. The transcript is spliced from 2 exons. The coding region runs from base 1 to 864 and encodes 287 amino acids.
AUGAACAACAUUAACUCAUCAAAUUUCAAUGAAAAUGAUUCUUUUUCUAAUGAUUCUUAUGAAACUGAUGGUUUCAAUAAUGAAAUUGCUGAAAUCUUAACAUGCAUCUGUCAAAUUCGUAAUAUAAUAGAAGGAGAUUUAACUUUUAUAGUAAAAAAAUGUUUCGAAAAGUUAGAAAGUCUAAAUGAAAAACUUAAUGGAGGAGAUAAAUUUUUGUUAGAUGAUUUAUCUACUUUAAAGAUGUUUACAGAUACAUUUAAUGAAAAUUUUGAUAAUUUUAAAAAUUCUUUAACAAAUAUUCAAAAAAAACAAAAUUAUUUUGAUAAAAGUUCAUAUAACACUACUGCAGUUAAGUGUCCCAAAAUUAAUGAUACACCUACAAUUUGUAAUGGUGAAAUUUCAUCAGAAUUAAAUAUAUGCUUAACGUCAACUGAAAGUGAUUCACACAGUGAAUUUAAUUUUUUACAAGAUGAUGACAACCAAUCUAGUCAUCCUGAAACUAUUAUUUUUCCAUACAUAGCUAAGAUAGUUAUCAAAUUAACUGAAAUCACAAAACUUAGAAAAAUCAAUGUUAAUUCAUAUGGUUUUUUUAACGAAAAAGAAAAUGAAAAUUUAUUGACUAUUAAUGGAAGUGAUAAUUGUUAUAAUUUAUAUCAUUUUUCAGUAAAGUGUUUCUCUAAUGAUAAUUGCUUUUCAAUUGAAGAAAAAAAUGGAACAAUUCUAUUUGUUAUCAAAAAAGAGGCAAUUGUUGAGGCAAAUGUACAAGUUGAUAAAAUUGCCAUUUUUGUUAAAAAAACAAAUAAAUAUAAAGUAUUUUUGGAAAAAAUUUGUAACCCAAAAAUAUUUGAAUUAUUUUUUUCCUAA